AUGAGUAUUGUCAGUGAGGAAGCGGCACAGAAGGCCCUUGAGUUUAAAAACCAAGGGAAUGCGUUUAUCAAAGAGAAAAAGUACCCUGAAGCAGUAGAAUACUACUCCAAGGCCAUCGAGCUAGACGACACGCAAUCGAUUUUCUUUUCGAACAGAGCGUUUUCCCGCUUAAAACUUGAUAACUUCCUUACGGCGCUUGAAGACUGCAACAAGUCCAUUGAACUAGAUCCUAAAAACAUCAAAGCUAUUCAUAGACGAGGUUUAUCCUACGUGGGGCUCUUGGAAUUCUCUAAGGCACGCAAAGAUCUCAAAACCAUUUUGCAGGUUAAACCUAAUGAGCAAAGUGCUUUGAAAGCCCUCGAGGUCUGCGAGAGAUUUAUCAGGGAAGAAAGAUUCAAAAAGGCGAUUAGUGGAGACGGCGAAGAAUCGAAGGUGAAUGUCUGUGCGAGCCUACAACUUUCAUCAUUCGACGGAAAUGCGGAUCUAUUGAAUUACAAGGGAAUGGAGCUUGAGAUUGUUCAACUAACAAAUGAAAAACAGGAACCUGCAGGCGCAAAGAUUACGAAUAUGUCUCAAGAAUUCGUGUCACAUAUGGUUAAUGAGCUCUUUUUGGAGGGCAAAAAUUUGCCUAAGAAGUACGUGGCUGCUAUCGUAUCGCACGCGGAACGCUUAUUCCGUCAAGAGGCCUCGGUGGUUGAGCUUGACAACUCUUCAGAAACCGAUGUCAAGAUAUCAGUAUGUGGUGACACACAUGGCCAGUUUUAUGACGUCUUGAAUAUUUUCAAAAGAUUUGGUAAGGUGGGCUCUAACCAUUCCUAUCUUUUCAACGGCGAUUUCGUUGACCGCGGCUCGUGGUCAUGCGAAGUGGCUCUUCUCUUCUACUGUCUCAAGAUCCUUUUCCCUAAUAACUUCUUCCUGAACAGAGGAAACCACGAAACUGAUAACAUGAAUAAAAUAUACGGUUUCGAAGACGAAUGCAAGUACAAGUAUUCACCAAGAAUCUUUGAAAUGUUUUCGAGAAGUUUUGAAGCCCUCCCCUUAGCUACUGUCAUCAAUGACAGCUACCUCGUUAUGCAUGGAGGUCUCAGUAGCGACUCCUCUGUUACACUUGAAGACUUCAAGAAAAUCAACAGAUUUUCACAGCCCCCAAGAGAUGGACCAUUUAUGGAGCUGUUAUGGUCCGACCCUCAAGCAGGCAAAGGUUUGGGACCUUCGGAGCGUGGUCUCGGUCAUUCUUUUGGACCAGAUAUCACAGCCGAAUUCUUGACAAAGAACAACUUGUCCAAGAUUUUCAGAUCUCACGAGGUUAGAAUGGGAGGCGUUCAGUUCGAACACGACAAGAAGCUGGUGACAGUAUUCAGUGCGCCUAACUACUGCGACUCUCAAGGAAAUCUGGGUGGUAUAAUACACGUCGUACCUGGAAUGGGAACUUUGGGGCAGAACGGAAAUGAUGAUGAAAAUUUGACAGUCGAGACUUUUGAGGCCGUUGGGCACCCCAACAUCAAGCCCAUGGCAUACUCGAACGGAGGUCUGGGCUUCUGA
Molecule: messenger RNA, 1542 nt
Organism: Lachancea thermotolerans CBS 6340
Lineage: Eukaryota; Fungi; Ascomycota; Saccharomycetes; Saccharomycetales; Saccharomycetaceae
Gene: PPT1
Product: protein serine/threonine phosphatase
Exons: 1
Coding region: 1-1542 (513 amino acids)
Cellular component (GO): nucleus; cytosol
Molecular function (GO): protein binding; protein serine/threonine phosphatase activity
Source: RefSeq, a predicted model, not a curated record